AUGACGGAAUCCGUAUCCAGCUCCGGCGAGCAGGCGCCAGGUUCCCAGCCGAAGCGUAUCCGACUUUCUCUCGCCUGCAACCAAUGCCGCAAGAGAAAGGUCCGGUGCGACGCCCAAACUCCGAAAUGCCACAACUGCAUCCUCCGCGGCGACGACUGCCAGACGACGAACCCCAGGAACCCAAACCAGCACGCCGUUCGGAAAUGGGCGGCCAAGAGCGCAUCCACGCAGAGCCAGGGCGGCGGCAGCGUACACGAGCUGGCCGAGACCCCCCGAGAUCACCUCCGUGCCGUCUCUCCGCGGCCACGGCAGUACCUAUCGCCGGCGUACGACGACGCCUCUGAGGCCGAAGACGCGGCGCUGCGGAAGCUCUCAUGGGUCGCGGAAGCCUACCGCGCAAACGCGCGAGAGAAUCACAGUCCUCAUGAGCAUGCGGAUCUGAACCCCGACAUGACGCUCAACACUGACGAGAGCCCGCAUCGGCUCAAGUUCAUGGGCGGUAGCAGUGUCCAGUCUCUGACCAUGUUUGCCGAUCUCUUCUUUCGCAAAUGCGGUCUUCGACCGUUGUCGCCGUACUUUCGCUUCGGCAUGCACCAUGUGGAAGAGUUCCAAGUACCUCUCUCGUUUCAACUCCCUCCCUUGCCUCCGCUUCCAACCCUCGAUGCCUACCUGGAUGUUUACAUGAAGCGAGUGUUCCCCUUGUUUCCCGUCUUCGAUGAGCCCACUCUUCGCUCGGAACUGGGCAGGCUCACAACACUGCAAGACGCCGAUGCGUCCGGAUCUCUGCAAAAUUCCAUCGAACCAUCCCAAGUACCUCUGCUCGUCUCUAUAUACAGCAUCAUUUGUAUCGGUGCAGACGAAGAAACCGGAUCAUUGGCCGAAAUCGGGAGUCACUACCUAACUGCAGCAUACAGCCUUUUGGCGCACGUAAUAUCAACACCAUACAUGGCUUCCGUGCAGGCUCUACUUCUCCUGUCCAUUGCACUGCGCGGCCGUAGCAAAGAGGGCCAGGGCUGGCAGACUCUCGGCCAAGCCAUCCGCAUAGCUCACUCUAUUGGGCUCCACCGACAUGCCUCGACCCGGCAUUCCCGCAACCCGCCCGAUCCCGGAGACUCGGCAGCCUCGCCAGGCUACCAGGCGAACCGGAAACUGAAUAGCCAAGUCUGGUGGGUUUGCUACACGCUCGAGAAGCUGAUGGAGUUGGAGACUGGUCGUCCGAGUGCGAUACACGACUCGGAUUGUGACCAAAAGCUGCCGGAACCAGUUCCCGUCCCAGCACCUGCAACACUGCCACGAUCAGCAUCCACUCCAGAAGGCCAAGGUGACCGUCAAAGUAUUGACUAUUUCCAGCCCUGGGCUUCAUUAUCCCGCAUAAUCAGCAGUAUCAGCGCUCACAUCUACCGGCGCUCCGGACAAUCCCAGACAUCACGGAUCCUCCUCGGCGACACUGUCCGUCUAGAUACCGCGCUGACAGAAUGGGCUCAGUCGUUACCGGCUGAGAUACGCCCUCCUGGGCCCAAUAGUGGAAACGUCGACCUGUGUGAGACGGGGCAUCAGCACUUUGCAAUAUUCCUGGCCAUCCACUACCACCACGCCUUGAUAUCUCUCCACCGCGCGGCGCUCGUCUUCCCCGAGUCAAUGUAUCGAAAACACAUCAACGCGCAAGCAGACUCGGGAGCACUCUCAUCCGUUGAGCUCACGAGACUCAGGCGGGGCGCGGAGAUCUGCAUCGGGUCGGCGAGAGCAAUGGCCAGACUCAUCGGGGAGAUUGCAGACGACUCAACCCCUACACCACGCGUUGCCGGUGGCCUGUUCGCCCAGUCCCACCACAACAGAUCAGAGUCCAUGAUCUUCACAAUGACCCAGCCGCUCAUGUCAGCAGUAGCUCUGGCCCUCCACAUUCUCAAGCAACCCAGCUCACGGCUUGCCCGGUCCGACCUGGAGCUCCUGGGCAUAGCUGCGCAGUACGCGGAGGAGCAGUACACAAAGGUCACGCAGAACCCCCGCUUCAUCCAGGCGUGCUCCGUUUUGCAGGCCAACAUGUCUGAAAUCGUGUCUGGUCACCGCCAGAACCGGGCGUCCCUCAGCUUGACGGCACUGGAGCCCUGGCAGGCAGAGCAGCAGACGCCGGCGAGGGAUCCCGGCGAGGCGAACGCGGACGCGGAUAUUGAAUUGAUGGACCUCGAGCUUCCGGACUUGUCUGGGAUGUUCACCGAGAUCAGCAAUACUGACUUGUUUGGGGGUGUUCGGCUGGAGCAUCUUUGGGGAAUGCUUGGGACAGACGGGCAUUUGGCAGACGGGACGGAGCAGUGGCCGCAGUCAUGA
Molecule: messenger RNA, 2325 nt
Organism: Colletotrichum orchidophilum
Lineage: Eukaryota; Fungi; Ascomycota; Sordariomycetes; Glomerellales; Glomerellaceae
Product: fungal specific transcription factor domain-containing protein
Exons: 1
Coding region: 1-2325 (774 amino acids)
Biological process (GO): regulation of DNA-templated transcription; DNA-templated transcription
Molecular function (GO): DNA-binding transcription factor activity, RNA polymerase II-specific; DNA binding; zinc ion binding
Source: RefSeq, a predicted model, not a curated record